Messenger RNA from Cydia pomonella (codling moth), 2774 nucleotides. RefSeq lists its product as uncharacterized. The transcript is spliced from 3 exons. Bases 1772 to 2674 code for a protein of 300 amino acids. NCBI's taxonomy places the organism in Eukaryota, Metazoa, Arthropoda, Insecta, Lepidoptera, Tortricidae. The record is from RefSeq and is a predicted model, not a curated record.
CUAAAAUAACAGAAUGAAAAAUCUAAAAAAAAUAUAUGAUAUCCAUUACCAUGCAAACUUCCACCGAAAAUUGGUUUGAACCAGAUCUAGUAAGUAGUUUUUUAAUAUGUCAUAAAUGGUACGGAACCCUUCAUGGGCGAGUCCGACUCGCACUUGGCCGCUUUUUAAUUCUAAUUACAUCAUAAAAAUUAAAUCCGCUGACUUUCAUUUAACACAUUUAUUAAUUUGGAAUUCAUUAGCUAUCCAUUAAAUUAAUUUAAAUACACAUAACUAAAAUACGUACUCAACACUUAAGGUAAUAGUCCACUUAAUAUUACGCGAACUACGCAGGCACAUAACAUAUUCCAUCAAUUUAAACGGCCUUGACCGGCGUCUCCAUGCCAUUACACGUAUUGUAUCUUUUGAACAGAUCAUGUUUAUUAGCCCGUUAUCAUUGUGAUUAUGUUCACUGGUUGUUUGGUUUUCUUAGAAGCUGCCUGCCUAUUUAAAUAGUUCUCACUAGCAUUUUAAAUUUUAGAAUUCGACUUCAUCUCGUACACAACUAGACAAAAACUAGUAACAAAUCAAAAUACUUUAUUUAAAAAAAUGUGUUUUAAGACUUUUAAGUAGUCACACCUUAUAAACUGAAAUACACAUCAUAUACCAUUGAAAACGGACCGGACCGGGUGGUCUAGUGGUCAUGUCGUUUGCCGCGUAAGCUGAAAAAGCAGAUUCAAUUCCGGCGUCGGCCACCGGAGGGCUUGGUCACGUUAUCUUUAGCAUAUCAUAACAUCUAUUAUAGUUAUAAUUCACUACACGCAUUCAAUAUUUUUUUAACAUAAGUAAUUGUUUUGGGUAAGUAAAAAAAAAAGUUACGAUUAGAUUCGAUCGGUCUAUGGAUAUCUCGCGUUUUUUCUCUGCUGUCUACACGACCACACAGCUACCGAUACAUUACAGAAACUGUCGAAAUUUUCUUACCCGUUGUAAUUGUUCAAAGAGUAUUAGACUUCGCAGUAGCUAAGCAAUCACGCACACAUGCGUAACGUAUAGGCCUGUAAAGAUAGUACCAUUCAUAGUAGACCUCCGAUUCAGUUACUAGUUAACUAGAAUUCAUAAAAUCAAAAAUGAGAAUAAAUCAGUCGGUAUAAGAUAAUAAGUUAAUAUUUAGUUGCAUGAAGUUUAAGAUGAGAUGAAAAACCUUUACUUUAAAGUGGAUUAUGCUGGAUAAAGAUGCGUUUUCUAGUUGCACUAAGGUAAAAACUAAACAUGUAGAUGUAACUUAGGAUUUAUAUUCUAUCGAGGAAAUUUUAAGCAUUUGUGUUCCGACAUAUAGUCAAGAUACAUAUAUCCGAAAAUCGCGUCUAUUUGUUUCCGGGGCUAGCCACUACCACGCUUCAAAGAUCACGUUCUUUUUUGAUGCAGGGCCUUAAUAACGAUAAUGCCCGCGCGCAAACGCAAACAUACGAUCAAACCAUAGCGCGCCGCGAAAAGCGCGCCAUCUACCCACACAGCACAGUAGAUACAACGUUCGUCACACGCACACGGCUAUGACGCUACAGCAACGGAGCGUUGACCGAGCGCCAAUCAUAAAGGACAAACAGCACGCGUCACUUUCUGACCUUUUUGCGCUUGCUCCACGGCGCUAUGCGUGAACGAGAUGGAAAUAAAGGCAGGUGGUUACAGCAACCGACGUCUCGAGCGCGCCGCCAUUUUUGGUCAGUGAAUCGCUCCUGCGAACUCGAACUGACGCGUGUUUUGGAACUUGUGAUACCUAAUAAUAAACAAUAUAAUUAUGGUGACAGCACCCAACGAUGACUGGACAGAAGAUCUCUGCAUUAAAUUGAUACACGAAUACAGGAAACGUCCUAUGCUAUGGGACCCUAAAGAUCCGUUCUUUUUCAAAAAGGCCAUGAAGCCCGAGGCGUGGGAAGGAAUUGGCGCAGCGUUAAAUAUGCCAGCAGAUGUUUGCAAGCAUAAAAUGGUAAUUUUGCAAUCGUCGUUUAGAAGAGAGAAAUCCAAAAUUAUGCACAGCAUCAGGGACUCACCAGACGAUGCGACGUACACGAGUACCUGGUUUGCCUUCGAAGAAAUGGCGUUUUUGAUCGACAAAAAAUCGGAAAGAAAACGCCAAGCAACGGGAAUGUUAGACGACGGCUGUGAGGAUGGACCUACAGCUAUUAAAAAAUCAUUAGUAGAACAUUACAAUGAAAUGAAAACCGAAAUCAAAAAGAAAGGUAAAAAAUCGACAACUUCCAAGAUAGGUACAGUUCAUCCAAAUGUUUGCCCAAAACCUAGUCGGAAUCAAGUGGCCGCCGACACAGAAGACUUUGCAUCAACAGUGUCAUCACCAGUGCAAGUGGUUGCAUCACCGCCGAAGACUGUGCCACCCUUGUUACCCAUGCCUAAUCGGCAACGAGAUGAUACUCUUGAAGAAAUUAAAUCAUUCACUAACUUCAUAGCUUACAAGAUGAAAAAGUACAGCGAGACCACUAAAAAUUCUGUACAACAAGCAAUAUGUGAUAUUAUUUUUAAGGCUGAUCAAAAUUUUUACGACAAUACAACUUUCGAAGACAAUUUUAGCAGUUAUCAAUCUCCACACAAAGAUGAGGAAUCGGAAGAGGGCGAUAUGGAGAACAGGACAAUUGACAUAGGCAAUGGGCAAGUAAUUACACUCAAAAUGCAUCAUCACAAUUAGUACGACUAAUUAAAGGAUAUAUUGACUGUAGCGGAUGGUUAUACAUAAUUGAUAAUUGUGCCAGUGAUAUUUUGCCUUAAUUAUAAUGCAUCUUAAAUGA